AUGAAACAAUACAAAGCAAUUCCAGCAUUAAAUGAAUUGGAAUGGAUAAUUGAGCCAUUGCUAGUUCCAUUGAAAAUUUCGGAUUCAACAUUAUCAACUUCGGUGUCAACCUCUUCUCUGUCAUCAUCCAUUUCACAGAAAUUAAUAAGUUUAGAUGCAUUAGGUGUAUGGGAUAUCGAAACCGAUUCAAUAUUAGAACCAUGGAGAUCAGCAUGUUUGUUAAGUUUAUUGAUUAGAGCUAUUGGAUUGACUAAAUUACGCAAUGACAAUACUACUGUUACUACUUCUUCAGUCAACACUCAUAAAAAUAUCAAUAAUAUUGUGAAGAAUGGUAUCAAUACUAAAAAUCCAGGAUUUAACACAUUGAGGAAUAAUUCUAUUGAACAUCUUUUUAAACAAAUUACAUCAAUAUUAUCCAAUUAUCAAAAACGGGUCGAGUUGACUGAAUCUGGUCGAAUAGUCUUCCAAUUUUGGCUUAGUUUAUUCUUCUACGACUUGGCUGUCUACCUCACACCCAAUUGGCUUACGCAUGACAUUAAAUGUCCUUCAGUUGGUACAGUAGAUGUUAAGGAUAAUAAAUCCUCUUUGUUAUCACAAUCGACCACACCUAGUUCAGAAAAUCGUCAUCAGAAUACUUUCAAAUCAGAUUUAUCUUUAAAUCAUUUGUUCGGUGAACUGUCAGCUCCUGAAACGUUGGCAGAAAUUGAAGAAAUUAGAAAAUUAUCGUAUACACUAGCUGACCAAAUAAUUGAUCAAUUAAUUAAAACGACAUAUCAUUCUAUUUCACCGUACAUUUCUGCGUUGUAUCAAUCCUCUCCACAUGAUUCCCCACUUCGUUCACAACCUGACAGAAUUUAUUUUACGUCACCAACUGAAUGGACAUGUAGUCGGUCUGAAUUAUCCAAAUGGUUAGAUCGACUGGCUUCAUGUUUUGAUGCAGCUUUCUAUCCAUCUGGUGGUACACCAAUGUCUGUAUUAAAUGACAAUGAAAAUUUGUCUACCAAUUCUGACUCAGCACAUUCAUUUGUAAGUAAUAAAAGCCAAAAUGGUAUAUUGUUCAAUAACAGAGUAAACAAUCAACAGCAAUAUCGUCGAACGUAUCAACAAUCGAAUCAAUUAGUAUCUAAUUUACAAAAAUAUUCAGAAACUAGUGAUUUGAGUAUAUCAGGUGGUGACUCAGAUAUGGAUAAUGAAUAUUAUUCAGGGUAUAAUAAACCAGUACAAAUGAAAAACCUCAAUGUCCCAGAUGAUGAAGUAUUCUCGACAGAUUGUUCAAAAAAUAAUUCAAUGCAAUCUACAGACCAUAGUUUUUCACAUCAUUCAAUGAAUUCAACAAUGAAUCGUAUAGAGGCUAUAUUUUGGCGUCGAUUAUUAGCUAAUAUUUCUUAUGAAAUACUGAAUACUAUACUUUUUACAGGUACUGUUAAAAUUGAUCAUGAAACUGGUACACACUUACUCAAUGGAAUUAAUUGGUUAGAUAGUUGGCUAAGAAUUCGUAGACUGGAUAAACAUAAACGUCCGUUGAAUAUAUUAAUUCAAGUUGCAAAUUUAUUAGCUACACCUAGAAAACAACUUCUAAAGAUGACUUGGAAUGAAAUGCGAGAAGCUUAUUCUUACAUCCCACCUGCUCUGUUACGAUUUUUAUUGGAAGAAUAUGAGGAAGGAUUCGGUGCACAGAAUGCAAACAGUUGGAGUAUUGAUGAGAAAGAUGCAGCAGUGGUAGACGAAGAUCCUACUGACUUAAUCGAAAUAGCAUUAAAAGGAUGGAGAUCUAAAGAGCGGUUACUUCCAGGAAAAACAUAUGCUAAUCAAUCACCUAUUUAUAAACCUGUGGAUCCGUAUGGUUUGUGUAUCCAGAGUGCUAUGCAGACCUGUAUUAAUCAAUUAGAUGGAAAAUUAUCUGCUAUUCAAUCACCUGUAAUUUAUUUUCGAUGGCAAGAAUUAAUGCGUGGAUUUCCUCCACCAAGGGUUAUGCCACAGAUCCAUAUAAAUCAUAACCAUCCAUUUAAUCGAUCAACAAUACGAAAUAAAUUAGCGAUUGCAAAUCGUAAACGAUUACCAAUACGAUCUAACAAUGGUAGAAUGAGUAUAUCACCUUCAGUGAUGAAUCAAAAUACUACUCUUAUAGAAAAUUCAGAAUUCUCGCCUUUGCCAAAUAAGACACAAACAAGUCAAUUUGACAAUUCAAUGAAACCAAUUGAUAAAACUUCUAAAUUUUCUAAUGAUAUGAAACCGAAACCAUCGAGUGGUGAACCAGUAUGGGGUGGUAGUCAUUCUUCAGGAAUGAACAACCCACAAGAUACUAGUAUGGAUAGUAAGCAAAAAGCAUUAUACUAUCUCAAAGGACUGGCUGCUUCAAUUGGUGGCAUAGAUUUGAUUGCUAAUGCUAAUGGUGAUCAAGAUUUUUUGUCAUCGGAGUCGAAAUAUUCGAAUAAUCUUCAAAUGGGAAGUAAAGUUAAUGACUAUUCACAAGAAAAUGUUUACCACAGUCAAGUGUUUAAUCGAAAGGUUAUCAGCCCUCAUUGGCAAAAUCAAAUGUUAGAGACUAACAGGACAGAAAUUCCAGUAUCUCCUUGGUAUCAUGAUCCUCGACUUCAAGUCCCAAAUGGAUUAUCACAAAGCCUAGGCGAUUUUAAUAAUGGUUUCAGACCCCCUUCAAAUGCUCCUUCACUGAGUCGUCUAAACAUGGAUCAAUUAAAUGAAACGGCUAAUGAUUGGAAACAAUAUCGAAUGUCGUUACUGGGUCAAGGAUUAGACAAAAUUAGAACUUCAAAAGCAGGAUCUAGAUCAGUUACUCCAAGAUUGAUAUCCAAUCGUAAUGUGAGCAGUAGCAUGUCAAAUUUGCCAAUAAAUCAGUUUAAAAUUCCAGAUAUGAUUAUUCAAGAGGCAGCAGAUAAUAUUUCAGAAGUAGUUAGCGAAUUAGAUCGAGGCAGAGAUACAGACUCUGAUGCUAUGAGUUCUGUUAAUUUACUGGAUAUCAAUCCCGAACGAGAACUUAGUGAUGUAUUAACACGUAGUGGUUUGGGAAAUUCUGUUUCAAAUGUAACACUUUAUAAAGAACCAAACUCUGGUUUCGGUUUAGUGUUAGUUGACGGUGAGCGUACUAGCCUUGAUCAACCAGGUAUAUUCGUCAAAUCUGUUGCUCCCAACAGUGUGGCUGAAAUGAAUGGAACAUUUAGACUAGGCGAUCGUAUUUUAGCAAUAAAUGGACGUGAUCUAACAAGCAUGACGUAUAAAGAUGCUCUAGCUCUCUUACGGCAAUGUGUCAAUCAAACAACUUUCACUGUUCUUCGUUGUAAUCUGCCUGACCCAGAAGCUUUGUUGAAACGUAAAGAGAUAUGA
Molecule: messenger RNA, 3342 nt
Organism: Schistosoma mattheei
Lineage: Eukaryota; Metazoa; Platyhelminthes; Trematoda; Strigeidida; Schistosomatidae
Source: the annotation of a GenBank genome assembly